Molecule: messenger RNA, 2507 nt
Organism: Eurytemora carolleeae
Lineage: Eukaryota; Metazoa; Arthropoda; Copepoda; Calanoida; Temoridae
Exons: 14
Coding region: 160-2400 (746 amino acids)
Biological process (GO): cell-cell adhesion
Cellular component (GO): cell-cell junction
Molecular function (GO): cell adhesion molecule binding
Source: RefSeq, a predicted model, not a curated record
UCUUCAGUUAAACGCAGAACUUCUUACGGAGAGCAUCUUGGCAAGAUUGCGCAGAUAAAUAAAGUGAAAAUGUUUGGACCAGUUUUAGCAAAGUGAAGAUAGUUAACAACUGAUUGAUUGAUUAAUGAAUAUCAAGCUUUGAUUAAACCUAAACUAACUAUGAAAGCUAUCGUAUUUUUCUUAACUUUAUCGUCCGUGUUUGCAGAUAAAUGUGAGGUGCCAAGUCUAGAAAAUGGAAUUGUAAUUGGACAAGGAACUAGCGAUAGAUGGAUGGGUGAAUUCAGCUGUAAACCAGGUUACCUAUUGGUUGGAAACAGGCUACUAAAAUGUGGAAGAGGAGUUUGGAGUUCAAAGAGCCCUUUUUGCGCAGCAAUUGGUAGAUGUGAUCCUAAUGAUCUUCCCGAGAUAGUGAACGGACAGAAGGUUAGAGUCAAGCAAUUCCGUGGAGCAGUUUACAGGUAUGAGUGUGAGAAUGGGUUUUACAUCUAUGGUCAGAAGCAGGUGCAUUGUAACGGCAACUCAUGGGAUCUCAGGGCAGCUCCUGUAUGUUCAAAUACCGGAUGUAAUGAGUCGCUGGUUGAAAACCUUGAAUUUGGGUUUAGUAAACGUUUAGCGGAGGGAGGAAUAUACAGAUAUGAAUGCAAGAGAGAAGCUACUUUGAUUGGAUCGCCCAUGAUAUUCUGUGAUGGAAAGCACUGGAAUGACACUGCUCCAAGAUGUACAAUUGGUCCAGCCAAUGUAAAGAUAUCUGGACCGAAUGACUUGAAGUUAAAUAUUAAAUCUGAGUUGAACUGUGAGAGUGAAGAAUCUGUUCCUCCAGCCGAGAUCUCCUGGACAAUCAAGGAUUUUAGAGGAAAUAAUUUGUCCCACCUAGGAGAGGUCUCUCAAUCCAAGGUGUACUGGGUUGAAAAAGGCUGGCGUACGAUAAGCACAGUUACUCUAAAACCGAUGCAAGCUUUUCCUUCUUUAUUGGUUACAUGUUCUGGCAGUACUGAGAACGAGGUUAAUUUGGUGAUUGACACCAAACUACUCAAUACUCAAUAUCCCCCAGAGACAGUUAGAGUAUAUGGACAGGACAUGGGAAAAGAUGGAGAGAUACUAUUGCUAGAAUGUGAUAGUUCCCCUAGUUAUCCACCUUCUUCUUUGUCAUGGAGAAUUGAACAGGAUGGAAAAAGUAGUAUUGUUCUUGGACAGGAAAUACUGAAAAGAAAGGAUGAUGGAAGCUUCAUGACACGGUCACUUCUCAGCAUAGUAGCUUCACAUGAUUCUAAUCAUAGCAUGGUAGUUAAAUGUUCUGCCUCGCAUCCUCUCCUAUACGAUGAUCAAGUUUCAUAUACUCAUACCAUUCAGAUAUUGUGCCCGCCCGGAGUCCCGAAAAUAAGUAGCCCUGUAAAGUCCCUUGAAGUAGGUCGACAGCAACAGCUAAGCUGUUAUACAAAGGCUGGAAAUCCACCUGCUCUGUUACAAUGGUAUAAUGGGGAUCAGUUGUUAGAGAGUCAAUACAGAUUGGAAGGAGAUAUAGCAGUUGCAAAUGUAUCUUUUGUGUUGUAUAAACCUGAAAAAUUUACAUGUGAAGCAACUAACGCAGCAGUUAAUGAGCCGGUCAGGAAAUCAAUCGAGAUAAAUGUACAAUAUAUAUCAACAACUUCAUCUACCCCGGAGAAAAAAACUACUACUUUUACUACUACUACAUCCACUAUGAUAUCAUUAAGAGCGACAACAAUUAAUAACUCAACAACAUUAAAUGGUGAUUUAUUUAAAGACCAGUUUCGUCAAAAUUCUUCGACGAAGAGAUCUAGGAUCUAUGAUGAAUAUGACUACAGUCACUUUAACUAUGUUAACGAGCUAAUGAACCAGAGUUUUGUAGAAACUAUACUAGAGGUCGGUGACGAGUAUUAUGAGGACAUGUUAGGAGAGUACGAUGGUAAUCAAGAGGUUUAUGAGGACUUGCAAGAGAAUAGCAAAGAACCUAAAGAAAACUACGAUGAAUAUCAAAAGGAUUACAAGACAGGUCAAGAGGUAUACCAACCAAAAUAUAACGAACUCCUGAAAUUCUCCGAAGAAUCAAAAAAUGCAACAGAAGUAACAAAAUUAAGUGGCAUCCAAAAUCAAAAUCAUGGUAACAAGGAGACAUCCGCUGAAAAUUUGCAUAGAAAAUACAGCAUGAAUGAAAACAUUGAAGUUGUUGAGGUUAUUGGGGAGGACCUAUUUGACAAAAAGGAAAAUGACAGUAAACCUUUCAACCGAGAAACACAGCAUGUCUCCAACGUCAAAAAGAAAAUGAAAAACAUAGAAAACGAGACAUUUGUUAAAGGAUUCCGAUUAACUAUGAACAAUACUGGGUCUGUCCCGGUCCUAUCCCCUCUAAACCUCUUGAUAAUCUACACGUCUAUCUACUAAAACUAAACUAAACUAAACUAAAAGUAUAAUGGGAGGGUUCAAAGAAGGGAUUGUGCUGUACGGCCUGAUGUAUGGCUGUGAAAACAAUAAUAAACAUUUAAAAAUGA